CACUUCUGAUCUCCGACACGAGCAGAGGGAUACACUCCAAAACCCUUCAUUUUUUGCCCCAAAAGGGAAAAGCACAAAGCUCGCACUCUCUCUCUAGGAAUGGGGAACCGCCUUCUGCGUCAUUAAUGGCGUCUACGACGUCCUCAUCCGCCCCGGGAGUGGUGACGCCGGAGACACUGCCACUGGAGGUCCCGCCGUGGCUCAAAGCGCUGCCAUUGGCGCCGGAGUUCCACCCUACUGAGCAGGAGUUCCUCGACCCUAUUGCCUACAUCCUCAAGAUCGAGAAGGAGGCUUCAUCCUACGGCAUCUGCAAGAUCGUGCCUCCCUUCCCACCCGCUCCUAAGAAGACGGUUGUCGCCAACCUCAAUCGAUCCUUCACUGCCCGCAAUCCCUUGGGGAACGGCGGUAGGAAGUCCUCCUCUUUCACUACUCGGCAGCAGCAGGUAGGGUUCUGCCCACGCCGCCCCCGCCCCGUGCGGAAGCCUGUCUGGCAGAGCGGCGAGCGGUACACGCUCCAGCAGUUCGAGGCCAAGGCCCGACAACUCGAGCGCUCUCACCUCCGCCGCGCCGCCGGCCGCAAGGCUGCCUCCCCGGAUGCCCUCUCCCCGGUGGAGAUUGAGACCCUGUUCUGGCGUGCCUCCGCUGACAAACCCUUCGCGGUGGAGUAUGCCAACGACAUGCCUGGAUCGGGGUUCCCGCCGCUGGCCUCUUCCACCCGGCGCUGGCGGGACGACGUCCCGGCUAAUAUUGGUGAGUCUGCGUGGAACAUGCGGGGAGUGUCGCGAGGCAAGGGGUCGCUGCUGCGGUUUAUGAAGGAGGAGAUCCCCGGGGUGACAUCCCCCAUGGUCUACGUCGCAAUGCUGUUCAGUUGGUUUGCUUGGCAUGUUGAAGACCACGAGUUGCACAGCUUGAAUUACCUGCAUAUGGGCGCGGGGAAGACGUGGUACGGAGUGCCGAGGGAUGCUAGGCUUGCAUUUGAGGAGGUUGUUCGUGUGCAUGGCUAUGGAGGGGAGGUGAAUCCUCUUGGCACAGUUACUUAUGCAAUCCUGGGUGAGAAGACGACAGUUAUGUCCCCUGAAGUACUUGUUGGAGUAGGAAUCCCAUGUUGCAGGUUGGUUCAGAAUGCUGGUGAUUUUGUUGUUACUUUUCCUGGGGCUUAUCAUACAGGGUUCUGUCAUGGAUUUAAUUGUGGAGAAGCAGCAAAUAUAGCUACUCCUGAAUGGUUGAGGUUUGCUAAAGAAGCUGCAGUGCGAAGGGCUUCAAUAAAUUACCCUCCUAUGGUGUCUCAUUAUCAAUUGCUAUACGCACUUGCAUUAUCAUUAAGCAGAAGAAUGCCCAUAGGUGAUGGAAGUGAGCCACGAAGUUCUCGGCUAAAAGAUAAGAUGAAAGGAGAAGGAGAAGAGGUGGUCAAAAAUGCAUUUGUUCAAAGUGUGAUUCAAAAUAACCGCCUCCUUGAUAUUCUUCUUGAUGCUGGAACAUCCUGUGUAGUUCUUCCACAGAACACAUCUCAAAGUCCUUUCUAUGCAAAUUCACUAGUCAGAUCUCAAGUCAAGAUAAAGCCAAGGCUAUCACUUGGUCUAUGCAGUCAUCAAGAGGCUGUAGAUGCACGACUUGUACCUUCUAAUGAUGUUGGUCCUGGCUGGAAUUCAAGAACUAGAGAUUUCAAUGGGUUGUUUUCAUCCAGAGGAAAUUCAUCUGAAAGUGACAAAAUGAUUUCGUCUAACAGAUCUAGUGAACUUGCUAGCCCAUGUUCCACCUCCUUACACUCAGAAGGUGAAAAAGAUGGGACAAUACAAGCUAAUGGCUUACUGGAUCAAGGAUUGUUGUCGUGUGUUACAUGUGGAAUUUUGAGUUUUGCUUGUGUGGCUAUCAUUCAACCAAGAGAGUCAGCAGCCAAGUAUCUAAUUUCCACUGAUUGUAAUUUUCUUAAGGAUCAUAUUAUUGGUUCUGGAGAUGUUACUAGCGUAAAUACAAAUACAAAUUGGAAGACAAAUGGAAAUAAUUUGGUUACUGGCAUUGCUCAGGGUUCAGACCAGAGCAUCGGUUUGUUUUCUGAUGUUACAUGCCCAAGAGAUACUUCUGCACUUGAGCUUUUAGCGUCUGUUUAUGCUGAUAUGUCAGACAUUGAAGAUGAUGUCCAAAAUGAAAAACCAAUGAGCAGAGAAAAUGAUAUGAAAGAUUCAACAUUAUGUAAUGGCGAUCAUCACUCUGAAAGUGCUGUUGCACUCCAAAAUCAUUUUUCAAAGGAGGCUUUAUGUGAGUUGGAUUUGUGCUUGUUAGACAGCCAAAUUUCUACAUCAGCUCAAAGCCCUCACUCUUCGGGUGUUUCGAAGUACUUAGAUGGAAAAACCGUUGGUAUUGUGGAUGGAACAAGCCAGAUAAAAUCAGAGAUAUCCAGUCCAAACCAAUCAGAAACAAGGGACAUUGUGAAUACAUCUGAUUCAGAGGAUAAUGGUACUGUAAGGUUCGAGGGGGAACCUAGAGAUGUAAGUUGCAAGAAACUAUAUGGUGUAUGUGAGAAGAUUGUGACUGCUGGAAAUUAUUACAGCAGAUUGACAAUGGGAAAUCAAACAUCUUUUUCAUCAAAUAUCUCUGUCAAACGUGAUAUUUGUGGCAACCCAACUAUGUUAGGGAUAAGGGCUGGAAUACAUUCAGAAAUAAAACAUUUUGAUUCAAAAUUGUUGAUAUCUACACCAUCUGUCAUGCAAGGAUCUGACAAGGAUUCUUCCCGAAUGCAUGUAUUCUGUCUUGAGCAUGCUGCAGAGGUUGAGAAACGACUGCAGCCAGUGGGAGGGGUGCAUAUGAUGCUUCUAUGUCAUCCAGUUUAUCCCAAAAUAGAAAUGGAAGCAAAGUCUUUGGCGAGAGAAUUAGGAAUUGACUAUGCUUGGAAGAAUGUUAAAUUCAGGGAGGCCAAUGAAGAAGACCAAAUAAAAACAAAAGCAGCCUUAGAGGAUGAAGAAGUCAUGCCCGUGAAUAUCGAUUGGACUGUUAAAUUGGGAAUCAACCUGUAUUAUACAGCAAGCCUCAGCAAAUCACCACUCUACAGCAAGCAAGUUCCAUAUAAUCCAAUCAUAUACAAAGCCUUUGGUUACAAUUCCGUGCGUAACUCCCCAGUGAAGUCUAAAGCUUCUGGUAGACGUUCAGGUAGGCAGAAGAAAAUAGUUGUUUCUGGGAGGUGGUGUGGGAAGGUUUGGAUGUCAAACCAAGUCCAUCCGUUUUUAGCCUACAAAAAUGAAGCUCAAGACCAAGAUCAGCAUGAAGAGAUGUUUUCACUUGACCCUGAUCAAAAGACUUUGGUUGACACUGAUACUGAUCAUACAAGCAAAGCAUCAUCCAAAAGGAAGCAAUCUGAUGGAAAUUUAUCUGCAUCGAGGUCUGGAAAGAAGAGGAAGAAGUCUACGAGGAUGGAAAAAUCUAAGAACCCCAGAUACUCCAGGACAGAUCCAAAUCCCAAACCCGAAGAUGUAUCUGAAACUCCAGCGUCAAUUUCAGGAAGGACCCUAAGAAACACACGGGCAAGGCAGAAUGAAAGCGCUAGCAAGCUUAAAUUGAGCUCCAAAAAUGAAUCUGGAGGUCCAAGCUCACGCCUUAGGAAACGACCAUCCAAGUCUGAUGAUCUAAAGAAUAAAUUGACUGUCAAGAGACAAUCUACAAAGUGGAAAACCAAAAGAUCUCAACCUUUGCAUCUUACAACCAAGGAUGAGGAUGAACAAGACGUGAACGAUAAACAAUCUGCAAAGAGGAAAACCAAAAAAUCUCAACCUGUGAAUCUCACAACCAAGGAUGAGGAUGAACCAUACACGAGUGAUAAACGAUCUGCAAAGAGGAAAACCAAAAAGUCUCAACCUGUGAAUCUUACAACCAAGGAUGAGGAUGAACCAUACAUGUGUGAUAAACAAUCUGCAAAGAGGAAACCCAAAAAAUCUCACCCAAUGAAUCUUACAACCAAGGAUGAGGAUGAAACAUAUACGUGUGAUAAACGAUAUGCAAAGAGGAAGCCCAAAAAAUCUCAACCUGUGAAUCUUACAACCAAGGAAGAGGAUGGACAAUACACGUGUGAUAUUGAGGGCUGCUCAAUGAGCUUCAGCACAAAGCAUGAACUGACAUUACACAAGCGAGACAUUUGCCCUGUGAAAGGUUGUGGGAAGAAGUUUUUCUCUCACAAGUAUCUGGUGCAGCACAGGAAGGUACAUACUGAUGACCGGCCAUUGGUCUGCCCAUGGAAGGGGUGCAAGAUGACAUUCAAAUGGCCAUGGGCACGAACUGAACAUAUACGUGUUCAUACUGGGGAUCGCCCUUAUGUCUGUUCUGAACCUGAUUGUGGCCAGACAUUUCGCUUUGUGUCGGAUUUUAGCCGUCACAAGCGUAAAACAGGGCAUUCAGUAAAAAGGGGUCGAAGAUGACCACUAUCCUGACUAGUAUUGGACUGGUCCAGAAAAUCUUAUUUGAUUCAGACAAUUUGGAAGAUUGUAAAUUAAUGUUCUUGAUUGAAUGUGCCAUUGCUGGCUGUGCAGGGUAGGGUAGAAGCCUCACUGCAUUUUCCUCCAUUAGUGAACACUAAUCUUUCUAGGUUCUGCCUAUGAUCCAAUCAAAUUGACAUUGAUUUGUAAGCCAUCUUCUUAAUCAAUCAGUUGAAGACUGAUGUAGAUGUGGUUGUCAGAAACUGGCAGACAUAGCACCUGCCAAGGAAAACUUGUUUGAUUUUGUUGAUUGUCCUUUUGUAGCAUAAGGGCACAUCUUAUCUUCUAA
Messenger RNA from Zingiber officinale, 4749 nucleotides. RefSeq names its product lysine-specific demethylase REF6-like. Bases 126 to 4403 code for a protein of 1425 amino acids. Gene Ontology annotation, cellular component: nucleus. Lineage: Eukaryota; Viridiplantae; Streptophyta; Magnoliopsida; Zingiberales; Zingiberaceae. The record is from RefSeq and is a predicted model, not a curated record. Gene Ontology annotation, molecular function: histone H3K4me/H3K4me2/H3K4me3 demethylase activity. Gene Ontology annotation, biological process: chromatin remodeling. The transcript has 7 exons.